Thalassophryne amazonica is the source of this 2527-nucleotide messenger RNA. Its product is annotated as protocadherin beta-16-like. The record is from RefSeq and is a predicted model, not a curated record. Lineage: Eukaryota; Metazoa; Chordata; Actinopteri; Batrachoidiformes; Batrachoididae. The transcript has 3 exons. Gene Ontology annotation, cellular component: plasma membrane. Gene Ontology annotation, molecular function: calcium ion binding. Gene Ontology annotation, biological process: homophilic cell-cell adhesion. Bases 71 to 2527 code for a protein of 818 amino acids.
AUCUACUAACGAAUUUUCGUACUUGAAACGAUCGUGUUGACUGCGCGUCAAGGCAACUGUCUGUGUGAGGAUGACGCACAGAGGCUGCUUUGUCCAGAUCUCCAUCUUUGUCUUUUCCUUUGUCAUGGUGCUCCACGGACACGGAGACCUGAGCUACACUGUACACGAGGAGAUGAAACAAGGAUCCAUUAUUGGAAAUGUCGCCAAGGAUCUCGGGCUCGAGCAGGAAAGACUCUCUGCUCGCAAAGCUCGCGUGGACACGGAGGGGAACGACAGACGGUACUGUGGAAUUAAUCUUCAAAGCGGAGAUUUAAUUGUCGCUAAAAGAAUCGAUCGAGAGGAGCACUGCGGAGACAAACCUUCGUGCGUUCUUAAAUUUGAUUUACUGCUAGAAAAUCCCUUGGAGUUACACCGUUUGUCCCUGCAGGUGCUGGAUGUAAACGACAAUGCGCCGAUUUUCCCGAAGGAUUUAAUAAAGCUGGAAAUUGGAGAGUCCGCUGACAAAGGAGCGAGAUAUCGUAUUAAUGCAGCUCAUGACGCAGAUAUAGGGCAGAAUACCGUUAAAAGUUACAUUUUACAGCAAAAUGCACAUUUUGUGUUUAGUAUUCAAACCACGAGUGUUGGCAGUAAAUAUGGCGAACUGGUUUUAGAGAAAGAGUUAGACCGAGAGGAGCAGCAGGAAAUGAAAUUACUGCUCACAGCCGUGGACGGGGGCUCUCCUCAGAGGACGGGGACUGCAGUCAUCCAUGUUAUUGUCCUCGAUGCAAAUGAUAAUGCUCCGGUGUUUAGUGAGGCCGUUUAUAAAGCCUCACUGCCGGAAAACUCUCCCCUAAAAACGCCCGUUAUCACUCUGAGAGCAGCAGAUGCGGACGAAGGUGUCAACGGAGAGGUUACAUAUGAAUUUAGCCGACUGUCUGACAAAUCACGAAAGCUUUUCUCACUAGAUCCAAAAACGGGAGAAAUGAUUGUAACAGGUGACAUCGAUUUUGAGGAUGGAUCAACGUAUGAAGUGUUUGUUGAGGCCAAAGAUGGUUAUGGUCUGUCUUCAGAAACAAAAGUGAUAAUUGACGUUACUGACGUCAAUGAUAACGCACCCGUAAUAUAUGUGAAGUCAAUGAAUAAUCCAAUACUGGAAAGUGUUUCACCUGGUACAGAGGUUGGAAUCAUUAAUGUUCAGGACAGAGACUCAGAGAAUAACAGACAGGUCCGCUGCUCCAUUCAGCAUAAUGUCCCCUUUAAGUUGGUUCCUUCCAUUAAAAACUAUUAUUCUCUGGUGACAACAGGACAUUUGGACCGUGAAUUAGUGUCUGAUUACAACAUCACAAUCACAGCUACUGAUGAGGGCUCUCCACCUCUGUCCUCCUCAAAAACUGUUCAGUUAUCUGUAGCUGAUAUUAACGACAACCCACCUGUGUUUUUGGAACAGUCCUACAGCACAUAUGUGACUGAAAACAACAAACCUGGCUCCACUUUAUGUUCUGUUUCUGCUCGAGACCCUGACUGGAGACAAAACGGGACAGUGAUUUAUUCUCUUUUAUCUGGUGAGGUGAACGGAGCCCCGGUGUCCUCUUAUCUGUCUGUUAACGGAGACACGGGGGUGAUCCAUGCUGUCAGGUCCUUUGAUUAUGAACAGUUCAGGAGUUUAAAAGUCCACGUGAUGGCCAGAGACAACGGUUCUCCUCCACUCAGCAGCAACGUGACCAUCAGUGUCUUCAUCACGGAUGUGAAUGACAACUCUCCUCAGAUACUGUACCCCGCCCCGGAAGGAAACUCCUUCAUGACCGAGCUGGUCCCCAAAGCUGCACAAGGAGGCUCUCUGGUGUCCAAAGUGAUCGCAGUGGACGCAGACUCUGGACAAAAUGCCUGGCUGUCCUAUCAUAUAGUCAAAUCCACUGAUCCGGGACUUUUCACUAUUGAUGUCCACAGUGGAGAGAUCAGGACACAGCGGGACAUUUCUGAAUCUGACAGCAUGAAACAGAACCUUAUUGUAGCAGUUAAAGAUAACGGACAGCCCUCUUUGUCUGCCACCUGUUCCAUGUAUUUACUCAUUUCUGAUAACUUGUCUGAGAUACCAGAGAUGAAGGACGUGUCUUAUGAUGAGAAGAAUUCCAAGUUAACCUCUUAUCUGAUCAUUGCUCUGGUGUCUGUGUCCACCUUUUUCCUGACCUUCAUUAUUGUUGCUGUUGGUGUGAAAUUUUGUCACGGAAGAAAACCCAGGAUGUUGUAUGAUGGAGCAGUCGCCAUCCCCAGCGGUUAUCCUCCUCCUCAUUACGCAGAUGUUGAUGGAACAGGAACUUUAUGCAGCACUUAUAAUUAUGACACCUACCUGACAACAGGUUCAAGAACCAGUGACUUUAAGUUUGUGGGCUCUUACAAUGACAACACACUGCCUGCUGAUCAGACUCUGGAGAAAAGUCCAUCUGGUUUUGCUGAAGCCUUUGUCGAAAGUCAUGGCUCCCCUGAGCAUUACAUUGGACCUGUUCCUGGUGGGUUUUGGCCUUCCCCUUGUCACCAGUGCUGUUUGUGA